GAUUUUCAGUACAGACUAAUAAAGGAAGUGUGUGGUGUGGGUGGAGGGGCUGAUUCUCAGUUGCAGAAGUGAAACAGGUCAGUAGAAAUUUACACUUACAUACGCACUCACACUGUGCCAUUUGCUCUUAAGACUGACAAUAAUACGAGGCAAAGUGGGCUGAAAAGAGACAGAAAAGAAGAGGACAGUCAUUCUGAGCCAUGUUGGCUGAAGGUUUUCUCAGAGUGCUGCGUUACAGGGAGGAGAGAAAGUUUGCCUCUGCUUCCAAGCUGAAGAGAUCGCAGACACACACUCAUUGUGUGGAUCCAUCCAACUGUGUUCUCUCUGACUCAAACUCUACAGGCCUACAGACAGAUUCAGCUGAAUCAGGUCCAGACCAGGAAGAACUAGACACCAACAAAUUCCAGGGACUGAAAGUGGUGCCUCAAGGUCCCGUAGGCCUAUCAAUCCCUGGGUGUCCACAUCUCCUCACUCUGGACCCUGACUUUGCAGUUUGCUUAGACAAUUGCAGCCUCCUGGAACAGUAUCCAGACUUGCAGGUGGCUGACACAGGCCGCAUCUCAAACAACCCACUGAGAACCAUCCUCGCCCAGCCCGGUUUUGCCAGUGAUGCCUGCCAUCAACCAGAAUGGGCAGCCCAACAGGAGCCACUAGGCGUUUCAAUACCAGACCAGGGUUAUCUGGUUAUGGGGGACAGUGUAAAUAUCAGCUUGGAUCUACCCGGAUCAGGGUUGGAGCCCAUGUCUAACUCUGUGCUGAAUGGACUGCUGGACAAACAGUUGGAGGAAGUGUACAUGCAACAUCUAACUGAUAACUUGGCUCGGUGUAACUCCCACCUGGGAAACAGCCUCCUGCACGGCCUGGUGCCUCCGCCACAGCCCAGCAGCCAGCCACAGGGGCUCGAUUCACUGGUGGCCAGUCUGGGAGAAGGAUCAGGAGGGGACAGCGACAAGAAGAUUAGUUAUCUGAACACCCAGAACUUAGUUCCCUGCUCAUCCAACUUCAGCUCCCCAGUGCUGAGGAUUUCAGAGGCUGACAAUACAUUGAAUAUGAUGCUCAACUAGUAACAACUAUUUUGCUUCUGCACUAGUCACAUGCAACUGAGACAUGACAACAAGUGCAUUUCAGUUAAUGAAUGGAUGCUUUUAUUUUUGUUUACAUAUAUUUUUUAUACAAUGUCUGUUUUUACUUAAAAUAAAAUGAUCUGCUGUCAUGCGCCAUCUGCUGUUAGAUUUUAGUACUACACCAUCCUGAAUUUACCUGACAUACAUAAGAAUUUAUUUCAUUGACCUUAUUACUGUGUGUGUGUGUGUGUGUGUGUGUGUGUGUGUGUGUGUGUGUGUGUGUGUGUGUGUGUGUGUGUGUGUGUGUAUUUAUUAUACCGAAGCAAACUGUAAUCCUGUGUAAGCUUAUAUUGCACAUUGAAGUUACCUUGUAAAAAGAGACAUAACCUGUUGUAAAAGAAUCCAUCUGGUCUAAAGGAAGUAAAAUAAAUAAUCAUUAAAUGAGGAUUCCAGUCAACAAAUAA
Molecule: messenger RNA, 1528 nt
Organism: Dicentrarchus labrax (European seabass)
Lineage: Eukaryota; Metazoa; Chordata; Actinopteri; Moronidae
Exons: 2
Coding region: 201-1064 (287 amino acids)
Biological process (GO): regulation of toll-like receptor signaling pathway
Source: RefSeq, a predicted model, not a curated record